GUAAUGUCAACACGGUUGAAGAGUAAUGUGGAGAAAAAGGUAUAAAGUAAACAAUGCUCUAAGUUAUGUUUUACAUGCCCUUUAUAUACAGCUGAUGUUUACCUUCGUGGUGAGAUCAGAACAUUUAACAACGAGAAAAGCGUCAAAAGGGUUCGUUUCGCAAACGUGUGAUAUCGAAUCGGCCAUAAACCUAACUACAACAUGUUCGCAGGAAUUCAGAUCCACAGUAGAAGACAAAGGAAAAGCCAUAAAAAGCAAUCCGGAGAUACUCUGUUGGAAUUUCUGCAAAUUAAGGGUAUGUCAAGAGAAAGCAAUGACGGAUACACAUUGCCAUGAGGAAGUCAAGUAUUUCAUAGACAGUAAUGUAAAAAUUGCUGAAGUUAUACUCCAUCAGUCUCAGAAAGUCAACUGUAAAUACUAUGAUUGUAAUAACUGUGUUACAAUUUUCCCUUCAUUCGGUUUUACUAUUAUUGUGUUUAUUUUACUAAUUUUUAUCCAGCAAAAUGCUUUGAAGAUGAAUUGUAAAAUCGCGUAGUGUAAAAUUAAAAGGAAAAUUGUAAUGAAAACAAACUCAGUUAAUAAAUAAAAAGUUU
Molecule: messenger RNA, 593 nt
Organism: Limulus polyphemus (Atlantic horseshoe crab)
Lineage: Eukaryota; Metazoa; Arthropoda; Merostomata; Xiphosura; Limulidae
Exons: 3
Coding region: 26-535 (169 amino acids)
Source: RefSeq, a predicted model, not a curated record